This is a messenger RNA of Ziziphus jujuba (common jujube), 834 nucleotides long. RefSeq lists its product as uncharacterized. The transcript has 2 exons. NCBI's taxonomy places the organism in Eukaryota, Viridiplantae, Streptophyta, Magnoliopsida, Rosales, Rhamnaceae. The coding region runs from base 283 to 582 and encodes 99 amino acids. The record is from RefSeq and is a predicted model, not a curated record.
AAAAAGAAAUAAUAAGAAUAAUAAUAAAUAAAAUAAAAUGGUCAUUGGGUUCCACCAAGUCCGACAGUUUUCCCGGGCAGUUGGAGAUGGUAAAAGCCGAACAAACCUAACGGCGUCUUUAGAGGCAGGGUCUCAAUUCUUACACGUGUCAAUAAGACUGGGUCUUAUUUUUCUUUUUUUUUCCUUCUCUCUCUCUCUCUCUCUCUCUCUCUCUCUCUGUUUCUCUGGCUUUGCUAUAGCAAAACAAAAGCUCCAAGGCAAGCUUUUCCCUCUGAAAGAAAAAUGGCAAGCCCCAAGUUAGCAGAAGCAGUUUCCGACUCAUCGGAUUUCCCACCUGCCGAUGUCGACAGCGAAUUGAACCCUCCAACAAAGAAAAAAGGCUUGGAAGUCGACCCCAUAUCGUCCGAAGUAGCUACUUCCUUGGAGAUUAAGGAACGAGUUGAGGCUGAAGAAAAGCAAAAGGCAAGGGGGAAGAAGGAUGAUGCAUUGCAGACGCUCAAAACAACAAUUAUAGUAUCUGGGGUAAUCUUGGCUGUGGCAGGGGCCGUCAUUGCCAUAACCAAGAAAUUGAGAGAGAAAUGAACAUGGCAGACCUAGCAUUUGUAACAGUGGCAGAUUUUUUGCUUUAAUUUUUUUUUCUCCAUUAUUUUCUCUGAUUUACUUUUGGUCUUCAUUUUUAUUUUUGUGAAUCCCAUGUUUCCUUUGGGCUAAGUGCUUACAGGGUAUUUUGAUUUGUGGAAGUGGUGAAAACAUGCACAAAAAUUGAUGCAUUUUUUUUUUUGGGCAAUUAUAUACAUAAAUAUAUGAAUAACACAAACGAGCUAUUUACCAAUA